CCCAAAACCCUACUCACUGUCCGUGUUAUUAUUUCGGUUCACUCGUCUGAGAUUUUCGGUGUGAUUUUUUGUGUACUUUUUUGAACUUUUUCGGUUUCGGUGGCCAUGGCCGACGAGAAGAACGCCGGAUCGCCGGUGGAGCACGAGCCAUCGCUGUUGGAGAAGAUAGGCGAGAAGAUCCACGGCGGCGAUCGCCAUUCCUCCUCGUCGUCUUCUUCCGACUCAGAUGACGAGAAAUCGGAGAAGAAGGCAGAGUCUGUGAAGGCCAAGGUCUUCCGGAUUUUCGGCCGGGAGAAGCCGGUUCACCAUGUGCUCGGCGGUGGAAAGUCUGCUGAUGUAUUUUUGUGGCGAAACAAGAAGGUUUCGGGUGGAGUUCUCGGCGGAGCCACCGUAGUCUGGGUCCUUUUUGAGUUGCUUCAGUACCACCUGCUUACUCUUGUUGCCCACAUUUUGAUUGCUACCCUUGCAAUCUUGUUCCUCUGGUCCAAUGCCCAUACUUUUAUCCACAAAACUCCUCCUCGUAUUCCAGAAGUUCGUCUUCCUGAAGAACCAUUCCUGCAGGUUGCAUCUGAGCUGAGAGUUGUAAUCAACUGUGCAUUUGCACUCCUUCACAGUAUUGCAUCUGGGAAAGACUUGAAGAAGUUCCUUGCUGUUAUUGCUGGCCUGUGGGUUCUUUCCGUUGUGGGCAAAUGGUGUAACUUCCUGACCUUGUUUUACAUAUCCUUUGUUUUGCUGCACACCGUGCCCUUCAUUUAUGAGAAGUAUGAAGACAAAAUCGACCCACUUGCGGAGAAGGUAACAAUCGAAUUCAAAAAGCAGUAUGCCGUCUUUGAUGCCAAGGUUUUGAGUAAGAUUCCGCGUGGUCUGAAAAACAAGAGGGCUUAGAAAGCUUGGGGGUGUUUCGUUGUGUUCCAAAGCUCUAGGUUUCAUAGUUGAGCUUCCCAUUCUGUUCCAAGUGUUUUGGAUUUGUAAUUUGAAUGACUAUAUUCAUGUGGUCUUCAGUUUCGAGAAUUAGGUUUUGUUCUUGUGCUUAUACGUAAUCGUGGGAAGCCACUAAACAGCACCUGAGCCAUAUGUUAAUUAUGACAACUUUAUGUUACUCAACGCUGCGUGUACAUGGGUUGUCGAUUAAUAUUUGAACACUUGUGGUGUAUUUGUUAUUUCA
This is a messenger RNA of Pyrus x bretschneideri (Chinese white pear), 1165 nucleotides long. Its product is annotated as reticulon-like protein B1. The coding region runs from base 106 to 885 and encodes 259 amino acids. The transcript has 5 exons. The record is from RefSeq and is a predicted model, not a curated record. Lineage: Eukaryota; Viridiplantae; Streptophyta; Magnoliopsida; Rosales; Rosaceae.